Molecule: messenger RNA, 1452 nt
Organism: Colletotrichum navitas
Lineage: Eukaryota; Fungi; Ascomycota; Sordariomycetes; Glomerellales; Glomerellaceae
Product: Gti1/Pac2 family-domain-containing protein
Exons: 1
Coding region: 1-1452 (483 amino acids)
Molecular function (GO): DNA binding
Source: RefSeq, a predicted model, not a curated record
AUGGAAACAUACCACGGGUUCGUGCGGACACCCGCAGACGCCAUCAAGCUCUUCGAGGCUUGCAGACUCGGCCUCUUGCCUCGUGUCCAGCGCAGACUAUCAGAAAAGGAACGCCAAUCUAUCCGGUCGGGCUCAGUCUUCGUCUGGGACGAGCGGGAAGCGGGCAUGCGGAGGUGGACCGACGGAAAGUCCUGGAGCGCCAGCAGGGUGUCGGGAAGCUUCCUGACCUAUCGCGAGAUGGAGGGCAAGCGUGGCAGCGGCUUCGGUGGCGGCAGACGCGGUGCCGGCAAGACCCCCGACUCGGGCCGCGGCAGCGACGAGGACCAAGAAGACGGCGAGCCCGAGGGCUACCGGUACAAGGCCGACGGCCUCAUGAAGCAGUCCUUCAGCAUCACCACCUCGACUGGCCAGCACCUCCACCUCAUCUCGUACUACUCAAGACCGCACCCCGGAUCACCAGAGCUCCAGCAACCGAGCACCGACCCGCAGCUCAGACACAUCACUCCCAUGAAGGGCAUGUACCCGGAGUCGAGCCUCCACGACAGCAACCCUACCCCCGCCCUGACGAGAGGACCGAUGCUGCAGCAGACUCCCUACGUGGCACAACAGCAACAACAACAACAACCGCAGCAACAGCCCAUGCCGCCGCAGGCCUACCCUCCUCAGUACGCCCAACAGCAGGGCUACUCGUGGCCUCCAUCGCCCGUCGCCACUCCUCCCUACAGCCACUACACGACUUCUCCAUACCCGCCGCAGCAGCACCAACCGCAACAUCAGCUGCCGCCUCCUCAGGUCUCGCACUCGCCCGCCCAGCCUCCUCACUACGCCCACGCGCCUCCUCCCCCUCCUCCUCCUCCUCACCACCUCUCUCCUUACGAGCGCGCGCCCCUACCGCCGCCGACGGCGCAGAAGCCCCUGGCCCCUUACGCCUCGCAGCACCAGUCUCCCCGUCUGGCCCACGUCCAGCAGCCCCAGCACCAGUCGCCUCGCCUGGCCUCGAUCCAACAGUCGCGUGCCUCGGAGUCCCCUCGCAUCUCCCAUCUGCAGGCUCAGGCCGCCCAAGCCGCCCAGGCCGUCAUGGACCCCAGGCUCGGCCCGCGAAACAACGGAAACACCCUGCCAGGCAUCAACGCCGUCUCCAGCGCUCCCCUCAACGGCCACCCGCUCGCGCGCACCCCGCCCAACCGCACCUUGUCCGUCUCGCCACCGAGAAGCAUCCACUCCGAUGCUAACGGCGUCGCGCCCCUGCCCAACAAGGCCAGCCUCUCGGCGCUGCUUCUACACCCGACUCCCUCCGCCUCGGAGGCCAGCAGCGUGAACCCCAACAGUGCCAACAGCUCCCCGCGGACGGGUGGUGCCCUUGCUGGGCUUCCCCCGCCGGUUGACCGCCCGGCCAACAUGAGCCACGAUGUCAAGGCUCUGCAGGCUUUGGACCGCAAGUUCUGCAUCUAG